AUGAACCAUAUCAGAGCCUGUGGUAAAUCAAUUCAGCUCCUCCACCGACUCUCCGCAUCCCAAUCGAACGCUUUGCUCUCUACAAAGCCCAGCCCUUUCUCUCUAGCUGUUCAGUCCACCAAUAUCCGUCGCACUAUGGCCUCCGCAAUGGCAAAGCGCCUCGAGGGCAAGACUAUUGUUGUGACCGGUGCUUCUUCCGGUAUUGGAAAGGCCACUGCUCUUGAGUUCGCGCGUACCUCGCCUAAGAACCUGAAGCUUAUUGUGACCGCGCGCCGUAUCGACGCCUUGAACCAGCUUGCUGCUGAGAUCAAGGCUGAAGUUGGCGAUGGUGUCAAGGUGCUACCGGUCAAAUUGGAUGUGAGCAAACCGGAGGAGAUCAAAAACUUUGUUCCCUCUCUGCCGGAGGAGUUCAAGGAGAUUGACGUCCUUGUGAACAAUGCCGGUCUUGUAAAGGGUGUUGCUCAUGCUGGUGACAUCGCCACCGAAGAUAUGAACAUCAUGUUCAACACAAACGUAACUGGCCUUAUCCACAUGACUCAAGCCGUUCUGCCUAUCUUCAAAAAGCGCCCGGAAGGCGGCCGCGGUGAUAUUAUCAACAUUGGUAGCAUCGCCGGGCGUGAUCCUUAUCCCGGCGGUGGUAUUUAUUGCGCUACCAAGGCGGCUGUCCGCUCCUUCACUGAGUCGAUUCGCAAGGAGCUCAUUGCUACCCGCAUUCGUAUUAUUGAGAUUGACCCCGGUCAGGUUGAGACUGAGUUCUCUGUUGUCCGAUUCUACGGCGACAAGUCCAAGGCUGAUGCCGUGUACAAGGGUGUUGAGCCUUUGACGGGUGAGGAUAUUGCCGAGUUUGUUGUCUUCGCAGCCGGGCGACGGGAGAACGUCGUCAUUGCGGAUACGCUGAUCUUCCCCAACCACCAGGCUGCCGCCGGCAUUAUGCACCGCAAGUCGUAG
Messenger RNA from Penicillium maclennaniae, 948 nucleotides. RefSeq names its product SDR family oxidoreductase. The transcript has 5 exons. The coding region runs from base 1 to 948 and encodes 315 amino acids. Lineage: Eukaryota; Fungi; Ascomycota; Eurotiomycetes; Eurotiales; Aspergillaceae. Gene Ontology annotation, cellular component: cytosol. Gene Ontology annotation, molecular function: oxidoreductase activity. The record is from RefSeq and is a predicted model, not a curated record.